Messenger RNA from Geosmithia morbida, 1455 nucleotides. RefSeq lists its product as uncharacterized. The record is from RefSeq and is a predicted model, not a curated record. NCBI's taxonomy places the organism in Eukaryota, Fungi, Ascomycota, Sordariomycetes, Hypocreales, Bionectriaceae.
AUGCACGACCAACCCGACUCGAUAUGGCGUGGGAUACGCAGGCGGGAAAAGGCGCUGGAGAAGGAAGCCCAGGAGCUGCUGGACCUGCAAGCUAAUGGGCUCAUUGCCGGCAGCCCAGGCGUUGCCACGCCCGAGACAAACCUGGAUGAACACAGCGAUACGGGUAAUAGCACACCUACGGGAACUUUUUACUCCAGUGCCACGUCAAAAUCACGAAUGGUCAACUCACUUCAUAUGCCGGCACGAUCAACACCUGAAGGCAAUGUCAUACCCGUACGGCAGCCUAAAUCAUCUCGGCCCCAGGGCCUACGCUCAGCGCGGACAGGUCUGCGGAGGACCAUGUCGGCUCUCGCACAGCUCAAGGUUGAAGAAAGCACCCGCAUCGAGGAUGCCCUUACGGAGCGCAGGAGAGCCCUGAACCAGGUUAAUAAGCUGAUUUUGCGGCGAGAAAGCGUGUCAGCCGAGCUACGCAUCCUGGAGGAGGACGAGGAGGAGCCACUCGGGCAAGAAAUGCGUGAUCUCGGUGCCAAAUACGACUCGGUGACCCAGGAGAUACGCAAGCUAGAAGAAAAACUAGUUGGGAUGCGAAACCAGCGCCGAUGGCUGCGAGGCCGGAUGGAAGACGUCAAGAACAGGCGAGAAGCUGGUCUGAGCGGAUAUCGCGGGGCACUAAACGAUGUCGACUCAGAGGUCACGGCCAUUGUGACUCGGCCGCCUGUACAGCCGCUGGAUCUCGAGGUCAUGGGUCAAGAGGCCCGCAGCGUGGCUGCAUCAGCUGGCGGGAUGGAGUUCUUGCAGAUGAUACCAGAACGACGUACAGUCGAGAUGGCUAAGGCCUGGUGGGAGAGCGAGAUUAUGGUGCUGGAACGGCAAAGAUCACAGGCCGAUGCAGACCGCCAGGCGUUGGAGGAUGGCGGCGCCGUAUGGGCAGAGGUGACGCAGCUCGUAUCAGACUACGAAUCUCGGCUGCGACAGCUAAUGAAAGUCGAACAAUCUCCUGACAAAGGCAAAGGUAAAGAGAAGACGCCAUCACAAGAAGUAAUACGCCAACAGCUGCCGGAGAUGCACAAAAUUAUCAAGAGCCUGGAGCAACAUCAGCAGGUUGUCCAGGAGAGGGGCUGGAACCUGUUGAUAUGCGCUAUCGGGGCGGAGCUCGAGGCGUUUACCAAGGCGCAGGAGAUGCUUGAGGGUCUCCUCACAAACGAGUACGGUGGCCUAAAGGAUGCUGAACAAACAAACGGAGAAGGGGCUGGUGAUGGGAACAGGGACAGUCACGAUGAGAGCAGCGACAAUGAAGUGCCGGCUGAUUUACUUGUGUCACGAGCAGCCGAUAAUGUGGGCAGCACAGCACUGUCUGUGGCGAGUCCCCAAACUGGGCUUGAGCUGAAGAGGACAGAGAGCGCGGAUGAUGUGCCGGUCGAAUUUUUGGCCGAGCACAGAGAGAAGAUGGACUAA